Molecule: messenger RNA, 1316 nt
Organism: Dreissena polymorpha
Lineage: Eukaryota; Metazoa; Mollusca; Bivalvia; Myida; Dreissenidae
Exons: 3
Coding region: 407-907 (166 amino acids)
Molecular function (GO): nucleic acid binding
Source: RefSeq, a predicted model, not a curated record
ACGGUAAUUGAUUCACUAUAUCGUGAAAAUUAAAAACCUUUAUAUAUUUUCACGGUUUCAAAAUAUUAGGUUGGAAUAAACGAGUGUAAAUUCUAGUUUUACUGUUUUGAUAAUGCGCCUUCAAAUUUUCGGCAUUUACAUAUUUUCGAGAUUUACUGCAUUGAAACCAAGCGUUCGAUUGCUUGACGUCACUUCGUGAUCGACAUCGAUGAAACGCUUGCUUACGCUGUAGAUGUUAUUUUCUGUGCAAAUGCAAGCGUCUAUUGAUAACGAAACGAUAAUUUGUCAACAAUGAGAAUCAGAUACUUGGCUUAAUAAUUUUCAUUUAAAAUGUCUAAUUUGGAUAUAAUUCGGAAUACAAAACGAAACUUAAAAGGUAUUGAAAACAACAACGUUCAAAAGAACAAUGUGGAUUUCAAUAGAAAGACUAUUUCCACCGACAAUCAGGAUUUCCGGCAUUCAAAGGACAGUGCAAGAAGUACGAGCGGGACCAACAUACAGUUCAAACAUAGAGGACCAUGACGUUGAAGUUACAACUAUACCCCCACCUAUACCCAAGCCUGGUCCAGCAGGGCUAGACACUACUGGGAAGGAAUUUGUUUUCUUUGAUUUGGAAACAAGAGGGUUAGAGCACACUUCUCACAUAAUUCAGAUAGCUGCAGUGCAUUCAACUGGUCAAUUUUCAACAUAUGUGAUUCAUGAGAAGAAGAUUUCCUUGCAAGCGUCAGUGACAGUUGUUAGCGACUGUAUGCUUGUCAAGAGACAAACAGUAACAGCUGUCCCCAUCAAAUCUGCAUUGACAAGUUUUAUAACAUUCUUACAGAAAUGUUCACCAAUUAUUUCAGUUGGGCAUAAUAAAGAGUCUUUUGAUUGUAAAGUGUUGCUCCGUGCUAUCCAUACUUGUUGAAAAAUGUUUGAGUUUCAGCAAAAUAUUUGUGGCUUUUUAGAUACUUAAAAAUGUUAAAAAUGUUAAAGGAAAUAUUACCAAAUAUGAAAUCAUAUAAGCGGGAACAUUUAGUUAAAGACGUCAUUGGUGAAUUAUACAUGGCACAUGGCGCUAUACAGGAUAUUUUAGCUUUACAAAAGUUAGUGAACUCUGUUCCUCUUGACCAAAAAUUGUUAACAAAUAUUCAUUCAGCUUUUACCGAGCAGUGUUAACAUACAAUGUGUAACUAAAUGUUGCUUCCAACAUCAAAUCUUUACAAACCAUAAUUGAUACAAAAGUUAUAAGUCAAGGUGUUGCAAGGAAAGUUGCAGGAAGUGGAUUUCAACUUAAACAUUUGAGUCCUGUAUCAAAAAGAAACGGACUGAGUGGU